AUGCACAAGACCGUCCUUGUAGUUGCUUUCAUUGCCGUCGCUGUCAUGACAGCCCAAGUUCAUGGCUUUGGGUUUGGAGCGUUUGGAGGAGGCUAUCAAGGCCUAGGUCUCGGUGGUGGAUAUGGCGGAGGCUAUGGCGGGUAUGGAGGAGGCUAUGGUGGAUAUGGAGGAGGCUAUGGUGGAUAUGGUGGAGGCUUUGGCGCUUAUGGAGGAGGUUUAGGUGGAUAUGGAGGAGGUUUGGGCGGAUCUGGAGGAGGCUUUGGCGGUUAUGGCGGAGGUUUGGGUGGAUUUGGAGCUGGUUAUGGAUUUGGAG
Messenger RNA from Candidula unifasciata, 313 nucleotides. The record is from the annotation of a GenBank genome assembly. NCBI's taxonomy places the organism in Eukaryota, Metazoa, Mollusca, Gastropoda, Stylommatophora, Geomitridae.